Molecule: messenger RNA, 700 nt
Organism: Contarinia nasturtii (swede midge)
Lineage: Eukaryota; Metazoa; Arthropoda; Insecta; Diptera; Cecidomyiidae
Product: eclosion hormone
Exons: 4
Coding region: 187-444 (85 amino acids)
Biological process (GO): neuropeptide signaling pathway; ecdysis, chitin-based cuticle
Molecular function (GO): ecdysis-triggering hormone activity
Source: RefSeq, a predicted model, not a curated record
UUGAUGUGCUAAGCAUAACGUUCGAUUUCUCACAAGUGGUUAAAAAGCUAAUUUUUGAAUAAACAGAAAAAAAAAACCAGAAGAAUUUAGUGAAAAGAGCACGCGAUCAUCACCCGACUGCGUAAAAAAGAAACAGUUUACUUACGGUUUUAAUUUGUCCGAGAGAAUAACAAGGUAAUCAUCAAAAUGGUUGGAAAAAUUGCAGUAGUCAUGUGCAUUUUGUUCGUUGCAUUGGCAUUCACCGACGCCAAUCCCGUCAUAGAUUCAGCUGGCGAAUUUGAUUUGGUUGGAGUGUGCCUGCGAAAUUGUGCGCAAUGUAAAAAAAUGUAUGGAUCAUACUUUGAAGGUCAAAUGUGUGCUGAUGGCUGUGUCAAAUUCAAGGGGAAAGUCAUUCCAGAUUGCGAAGACAUCGGUUCGAUCGCACCAUUCCUCAACAAAUUUUGAACAUGAAGUAAUACGUAUAUUGGAUUAAAUCCAUCAUAACGUGAUAGUUGAUGUGUGAUUUUUCGUUUCGUUUAAGAUUAUAAUUAAUGUAUUUAUUUUUAAGUUAAUCGCUUUUUUUUCUAAAACGAUGUCAAUGGCCCGGGCCGAAACAUUUUCAUUUUCGUUAACAUUACAAACGGUAUGCUAAAACAAAUGCCAGAUUUGUAAAAAAAUCAUCAUUAUUUAUGUUCGCAUCAUUCGAAAUAUACUAUAAUAA